UAUUUAUACGCAGGCAAUGUGUAGCAAGUGUUUUGAUUGACAAAGCCAAAGAGUAACAUGCCAGAGGGUAACGGCAGCAGCAAUGAGCAGCACAUAAAUCCAGACCACUUCCCAGACAAUAGACCGGAGCAGCGGGCACAGAACUUCUCGUUUGCCACCAGCUAUCCCUAUGCACCAGGACGAAGCACCAACAACUACAACGAUUACAACAAUAAAAGCAUCAAUCAGAAACCGGCUUACAACGUGCAACGCUAUCAGAGUCCUUACAAUUUCCAACACGUGGUCACCAACGCCUUCUCCGUGCUGCACAAUUCCGUGGAGCUAGACUACGAGCAGAGCGCACAGCAUUCGAAGCCCAACCAGGCCAUAGUGCGUCCGAUUAUUCGGGAGCAGUCGGAACAUGUCGAUGAGCCCAUUGUCGCUGCGGGCAGCAUAUCAUCGAACCCGCCACUGACCACGCGCUCCUUCUUCUCGCGCAGCACACAGGAGGUGCGCAGCUUUGCCGAUGAGCUGAGCCAGAAACUGCGCUUCCUGGCGCCGGACGAGAACUACGGACGCGGCGCCGGCAGCAGCGGUCAUAGCAGUGCCACCGCCGCCACCGGCGCCUGGCUAUCCGGACGUCAAAUGGAACGACCACGCUUCGAGACGACUGUGCCCACGGGCAUCUUUCUGCCGCCACCACACGAGCUGCAAAUGCUGCCCGCGUCCAUGUUGCGACGCCAUGUCUAUGCCUACUCCUCCUACCCCAUGAUCCUGCACAACUACUAUAACAAGGACAAUAGUCGCCAGAUAUCGCUGAAUGAUAAGGAAAAUAACAAAGCCUCCACUAGGCAAAAUGGUGUGCGUGCCACGGCGGCUGUGGCAGCGGCCGCUGCUGCCGCGGCCUCCAAAAACGAUGCCUCUUCGCUGGCCGGUGGUCUGCACAUAACCAAGGCGCAGUUUCAGCAACAGCUGCAGCAGCGACGCAACUUUAAUAACGACAAGAGGCCCGUCGUGCCACCGCCAGAGCCUUAUAUGAACAUGAUGUACGACCGUCGCGUCAUAAAAGGAAGCAACUUUGGUACUCCGUCAAUGCUGGCGGAGGUGGAUCCAUUUGACAAGGCUGCUGAGCUACGGCGCCGCAAUAUGCUGCGCAAGCGUUCGAUUCAGUGCCGCAAUCAGCGCAAUGUCUUAGGUACACCGCCGCCAGUGCAAGGUAGAAAGCACGAACAAUUACAAACGGAGAAGUAUUUGGAAAAGCUGGUGCAACGCCCGCCAGAGUACACAGUGGACACACAGACAGAUCUGUUUCUGGAGAAGCCGCCUACGCCACCCUAUGUGCCUGCAAAGGUCGGAGUCGAUGUGGGCACCGAGAUUGGCGAAGGCGAACUGUUUCACUUUGAUGCAGAGGCUCAGCCGAUUAUUGAUGUCCUAGUCGAUUCCUGUAUAGAGCAGAGCAUGCUUGAGGUGGCUCACGAAAUGGAAUUGGCUUCGCUGCGUCGCAAGCAGGAAGAAUUCCUGGCUCAACGCGAGGCAGAGCUGGCCGAAUUGCGUCGUCUGGAAGCCGAAGAGCUGCGCUUGCAGGCUGAGAAAGAUCGUCGCUUGCGCCAAGAUGCGAUUGCCAAGGAGCUGGAUAUGGAGAUGCAGAAGAGUGUUACAGCGGCUAAGCUAUUACAGGGACAUAUUGCUAGUCUAGUGCCCGAGGUGCUGGAGAGCAUUGAGCCAGCCAGCGAUGCUGUAAAGAAGGAACAACUAAUGAAGGAAAUUUGCCCCUGGCUAUCUGAAGAGGUGGCCCAAGAAGUUGGCCACAUUGUGGACUCUCGCGAAAUACUUACAGCCAUUAUAUUGGAAAUUAUCAAACAACGUGCAUCAGCCUACAUUGGCUUCAAGGAAGACGAGCCCGAGCCAUCAGCCUCGGAUGUCGGCAUUUGCGAAGAGGAAGGAUGCACACUCGAUGAUAUGGAGACAUGUCCAUGUGAACCGGAAAGCGAAUAUUCUGAAUGUCCAGAGCCCCAGCCAGAUCCACCGCAUCUGUGAGAUGUGGGGCCUAAUUAAAAAUAUAAUAAGACAUGACUUGGUUCAGUUAAGUUUUGAGUUUGAGGUCUACCCGAUGGCCGUUAAGUGCGCAUACUAACAAAUUCAUAAAGCUGCAUUGUAAUUGUGUCUGGCAACAAGCGUAUGUAACUCGGUCGCUUGCUGCCACACACAAUUUCAUUAGCGCGAAAACUGUUGCAUCAAAAGUAAGCAAACAUUGUUAAAGGUUUAUGUUUUACCAGAGUAUUCAGCAAUAAAGAAAAAAAAGUAAUACGAAAUUUUGAUAAUUGACAAA
This is a messenger RNA of Drosophila hydei, 2308 nucleotides long. It is a transcript of the gene Rsph3, whose product is annotated as radial spoke head protein 3 homolog B. The coding region runs from base 58 to 2016 and encodes 652 amino acids. The record is from RefSeq and is a predicted model, not a curated record. The transcript is spliced from 5 exons. Gene Ontology annotation, cellular component: cilium. NCBI's taxonomy places the organism in Eukaryota, Metazoa, Arthropoda, Insecta, Diptera, Drosophilidae.